GCCUUGGAAUAUCUUUUCAAGUUCAUUGUCCAAUCUCGGAUCCUUUACUCCAGAGCUACUUGUGGAAUGGAAGAGGAACAGUUCCGCUCCAGCAUCCAGGAGCUUUUCCAGUCCAUCAGAUUUGUGCUCAGCUUGGACAGCAGGAGCUCUGAGACUCUCAUCUUCACCCAGGCUGCUUUGCUGAACUCCUUCCCCGCCAUCUUCGACGAGCUGUUGCAGAUGUUCACGGUGCAGGAAGUAGCAGAGUUCGUGCGGGGCACUCUGGGCAGCAUGCCCAGCACCGUGCACAUCGGGCAGUCCAUGGAUGUUGUUAAGCUGCAGUCUAUCGCACGCACUGUCGACAGCCGCCUCUUCUCCUUCUCAGAAUCCCGGCGCAUCCUGCUACCUGUGGUUCUUCACCACAUUCACCUUCACCUACGACAGCAGAAGGAGCUGCUUAUCUGCUCUGGGAUCCUCAGUAGUAUCUUCUCCAUAAUCAAGACCAGCUCUUUGGAGGGCGAUGUCGUGGAGGAGGUUGAGAUGAUGGUGGAGAGCCUCCUGGAUGUGCUUUUACAAACUCUGCUUACAAUCAUGAGUAAAUCGCAGUCUCAGGAGGCGGUAAGAGGGCAGCGUUGCCCGCAGUGCACAGCAGAAAUCACUGGAGAGUAUGUCUCCUGCCUUCUCUCUUUGCUUCGUCAGAUGUCAGACACUCAUUUCCAGCACUUACUGGACAACUUCCAGAGCAAGGAUGAACUAAAGGAGUUCCUCCUGAAGAUUUUCUGCGUAUUUCGGAACCUGAUGAAAAUGAGUGUCUUUCCUCGAGACUGGAUGGUGAUGAGGUUGCUCACCAGCAAUAUCAUAGUUACCACUGUUCAGUACCUGUCUUCUGCCCUGCAUAAGAAUUUCACGGAAACGGACUUCGAUUUUAAAGUGUGGAACUCUUAUUUCAGCCUGGCCGUUUUAUUUAUAAACCAGCCAAGUCUCCAACUAGAAAAUGCCACCCCAGCGAAGAGGAAGAAGAUUCUGGAUAAAUACGGCGAUAUGAGAGUGAUGAUGGCCUACGAGCUCUUCAGCAUGUGGCAGAACCUGGGUGAGCAUAAGAUUCACUUUAUUCCGGGAAUGAUUGGCCCCUUUCUUGGUGUUACGCUUGUUCCACAACCAGAAGUCCGGAAUAUCAUGAUCCCUAUCUUCCACGACAUGAUGGACUGGGAGCAGAGGAAGAAUGGCAACUUCAAACAGGUGGAAGCGGAGUUGAUCGAUAAGCUGGACAGCCUGGUAUCCGAAGGAAAAGGUGAUGAGAACUACAGGGAACUCUUCAGCCUGCUAACCCAGCUCUUUGGGCCUUAUCCCAGUUUGCUGGAGAAGAUUGAGCAGGAAACAUGGCGGGAGACUGGAAUCUCCUUUGUUACUUCAGUUACUCGUCUCAUGGAGCGUCUGCUUGAUUACAGGGACUGUAUGAAAGGAGAUGAAACAGAAAACAAGAAAAUUGGCUGCACUGUUAACCUGAUGAAUUUCUAUAAAUCCGAAAUUAACAAGGAAGAGAUGUACAUCCGCUACAUCCACAAGCUCUGUGACAUGCACCUACAGGCGGAGAACUACACAGAGGCUGCAUUUACUUUGCUUUUGUACUGUGAGUUGCUCCAGUGGGAGGACAGACCUCUGAGAGAGUUCCUGCAUUACCCAUCUCAGUCAGAGUGGCAACGUAAGGAAGGUCUGUGCCGUAAGAUUAUCCAUUACUUCAACAAAGGGAAGAGCUGGGAGUUCGGAAUCCCGCUGUGCAGAGAACUGGCCAUACAGUACGAAAGUCUCUAUGAUUAUCAGAGCCUCAGCUGGAUUCGGAAAAUGGAAGCUACCUAUUACGAUAAUAUCAUGGAACAGCAGCGCUUAGAACCCGAGUUUUUCAGAGUUGGUUUUUAUGGUCGGAAAUUCCCGUUUUUCCUGCGGAACAAAGAGUAUGUCUGUCGGGGCCACGACUAUGAGAGGCUGGAAGCUUUCCAGCAGAGGAUGCUAAGCGAGUUCCCACAAGCCAUUGCAAUGCAGCACCCAAACCACCCAGACGACUCGAUCUUGCAGUGUGAUGCCCAGUAUUUACAGAUCUAUGCAGUGACUCCCAUCCCAGACAAUAUAGAUGUGCUGCAAAUGGACCGCGUGCCCGAUCGCAUAAAAAGCUUUUACCGAGUCAACAAUAUCCGGAAGUUCCGCUACGACAGGCCUUUCCACAAAGGCCCAAAGGACAAGGACAACGAAUUUAAGAGCUUGUGGAUUGAACGUACCACUCUGACCUUGACUCACAGUCUGCCUGGGAUCUCUCGUUGGUUUGAAGUGGAGCGAAGAGAACUGGUUGAAGUAAGUCCUUUGGAAAAUGCCAUUCAAGUGGUUGAGAACAAAAACCAGGAGCUGAGAACGCUGAUAAGCCAGUACCAACAUAAACAAAUGCAUGGCAACAUUAAUCUUCUCAGCAUGUGUCUGAAUGGAGUGAUUGAUGCAGCUGUUAAUGGGGGAAUUGCACGAUACCAGGAGGCCUUUUUUGAUAAAGAUUAUAUCACAAAGCACCCUGGAGACGCAGAGAAGAUCACGCAGCUCAAGGAACUCAUGCAGGAACAGGUACACGUCCUGGGAGUCGGUCUGGCAGUCCAUGAGAAGUUUGUACACCCAGAAAUGCGUCCCCUGCAUAAGAAACUGAUAGACCAGUUCCAGAUGAUGCGCUCCAGUCUGUACCAUGAGUUACCCGGUUUGGAUAAGCUGAGCCCGGCCUGCUCUGGCGCUAGUACACCGCGCAGCAAUGUUGUGGUUUCGCAUGGACCUAUGAGCCCAGAAAGCAUAAAGAUGGUCCAUCGACACAGCCCACUGAACUUGCUUGGUUCAGUCCGACACUCCUCCUCCUCUCUGUCGUCCCACACCUCCAGCGAAACUGGAAACCUGGUGAUCCUGACGGACAGUUCUGUGGGGGAGACUGCAGAGGACAUGUACCACAUGCAGCUUGUUUACCCCAACUCCAGGUACCAAGGCUCAGUCACCGACGUCUCUGUUUUAUCCUCGUCCCAGGCUAGCCCUUCCACCUCAAGCCUGAGCUCUACUCACUCGGCACCAUCCCAGAUGAUUAACUCUGCCCCUUCCAGUGCUCGAGGCUCUCCCUCUCUACCAGAUAAGUACCGCCACUCUCGGGAGAUGAUGAUGUUGCUGCCAGCCCAUCGGGACCGACCUAGCAGUGCCAUGUAUCCCGCAGCUAUCAUGGAAAACGGACAGCCUCCGAAUUUCCAGCGCGCCUUGAUCCAGCAAAUGAUCGGCCCAUGCAAACCUUGCAGCGAUCCCAACCUGUCCGUGGCUGAGAAAGGACACUACUCGCUGCACUUUGAUGCCUUCCAUCACCAGCUCAGCGAUGCUCCUCCGGCACUGCCCGCACGGACGUUGCGCAAGUCCCCUCUUCAUCCUAUCCCUGCGUCGCCCACCAGUCCGCAGUCUGGCCUAGAUGGAAGUAACUCCACUUUAUCCGGCAGCGCCAGCAGUGGUGUCUCUUCCUUGAGCGAGAGUAACUUUGGACAUUCUUCUGAACCACCUCCUCGCACAGACACCAUGGAUUCUGUCCCCAGCCAGGCCUGGAACACUGACGAAGAUCUAGAGACACCCUACCUCCCUGUCAGGUACAGUCUCUCUGAGCCUGAUGUCCUAGAGUCGCUCAAAUCCCAGCCAUGCCGAAGCCACUCUGCUCCAUCGGGAGUCAUUCCUCAGGACACCAUGGACCCUCCUGCUCUACCCCCCAAACCUUACCACUCCCGGCUGCCAAACAUGGAGAACGAGGAGGGGCUGAUAAUUGAAGAUGAUGACAAACACCGCCCGCUGCAUCGUAAAGUGUCGCAGCCGGUGAGCAGCGGAAAGGAAGAGCAGGCCAGGGUAGCGUGGGAGCAUGGCAUCAGUGAGCAGUAGGACACCUCCUGGUAAGCAGCAUGCAUCGUCAUUCCGGGUCUGACUACAAAGGAGAGAGACGGACUCGGAGAACAGCAAACCGAUCUUCUACUGCCGCAAGUUUGUGUCUGGAGCCCACAAAAGGAAUUGGGCCAGCAUGGGAGGUUGCUGCUUUCCUUUUUAAGUUCUUUUUACGCCUUUCCGUUACGUUUUUUAACUUUCCGUGCAGUGGACAGUUUAUUCCUUCUGCAGUUUCUUAACCACAUCGUAUGGCACACGAGCCAUGGAGACGUGCAGAAGCCGAAAAACACGAUUUUAAGCGGAGAGGGGGAAAAAAGGGGGAAUGUGGCAAGUUGCUUUUGAAACUGCUUUCCUCCCCGUUCUGAGACGCACAUGAGUAGAAGCAGUUGCACUAGG
Eurypyga helias (sunbittern) is the source of this 4299-nucleotide messenger RNA. It is a transcript of the gene DOCK3, whose product is annotated as dedicator of cytokinesis 3. The transcript has 31 exons. The annotation marks the transcript as partial. Lineage: Eukaryota; Metazoa; Chordata; Aves; Eurypygiformes; Eurypygidae. The record is from RefSeq and is a predicted model, not a curated record. Gene Ontology annotation, cellular component: plasma membrane; cytoplasm. Gene Ontology annotation, biological process: small GTPase-mediated signal transduction. Gene Ontology annotation, molecular function: guanyl-nucleotide exchange factor activity; small GTPase binding.